Lachancea thermotolerans CBS 6340 is the source of this 1896-nucleotide messenger RNA. RefSeq lists its product as uncharacterized. Lineage: Eukaryota; Fungi; Ascomycota; Saccharomycetes; Saccharomycetales; Saccharomycetaceae. The transcript has a single exon. The record is from RefSeq and is a predicted model, not a curated record. Bases 1 to 1896 code for a protein of 631 amino acids.
AUGGGAUCGCAGUCCAGCAUUAAGUCAUCCGUAUCAUCGAUAAAAUCUCAGAACGUCGACCGAAGCACGCCAGCGGCGGCGAAGAGCAUCAAAAGUGGCGAAAGCAAAGACAAAAGAGCUACUAGCCCCCCCGCAGGCUGGUCGCUCUGGGGUUCCAGAAAUGAAGGGGUUCAGCAAUUACCGAGCGGCAAUCAGACGCAAGGCACAGCGGGCGGAAGUGCGGGCUGGUGGCGCAAACCAUCCAUAACCUCACUUCGCACUUUUGUUAAAAACGAUCCAUCAGCGGAUCAAGCCAACAAAGAUACCGCAACUGUACCUGAAGAGUCCGAAGAGGCGAAAACCUGUGCUGAACCUCGAAAGCGAGCAUGGUCCUUUUGGAAUCGCAAAAGCGCCGAGUGCGGCAACGAACAGCCCGCAGAGGUUUUAAAUUCGCCUGGAAGCAGCACCAAUAUUGCGAAGCCUGUGAUAAAUGAGAUUAUUACUGGAGUAUCAGAUGAUGCUCUUUUAUACAAGAAAAGAUCUAAGGAUGACACAGCCGGCGAGCAAAACCUGGAGAGCAAAAACGAGGAACAAGGCUAUUCCUCCAAUAUUCUUACUCCUCAGUUCGAAAUUUUGCCCGAACUCACCACAAUGGCCUCUAUUUAUUCGAGUAUUGGGAAGUACGGCCACAAAUGGAAUCUUCUGUCAAAAGAAAAAUUCCAGCCAAAAAGUUUAUAUCGCAUAGAACCGAGUGCAAGUAUUGCUUCGAUAAGAGCCAAUGCGAAAGAGCCCGUCAGGGUACUCUUGAUUGGAGUUCAUGGUUUCUUUCCCACUAAAAUGAUCCGGCCCUUGAUUGGCGAGCCCACGGGAACUUCUACUAAGUUCAUAACAGAGGCAGAAAAAGCGGUGAUACGGUGGUUUAGAGAACAAGACACCCCUGUCGAAAUUAGCAAAAUAGCACUUGAACGAGAGGGAAAAGUCCUAGAUCGCGUUGAAUUCUUUUUCGAAGUUCUUAAGAAAUGGGCCGAUGAGAUCAACAAAGCAGACUUUGUCUAUUUUGUAGCACAUUCUCAGGGCUGCCCAGUGACAAUAAUCUUGCUGGCAAGGCUAAUUGAAGCUGGGGUUAUUGAAGUAGACCAAAAUGGAGCUCAGUCGGGCAAGAAAAGUGGCCAGUCUCAGAGACGGAAAAUCGUAAGCGUGCUUGCAAUGGCUGGCGUGAACAACGGUCCUUUUUACGGAGUUGACCAGACACUUUUUGUCCGUGCCUACUCCACUAUCGAAAGUGAUUCGAUGAGGGAAUUAUUUCAGUUCCAAAACUUUCACUCCUUGCAAGCGAAGAAGUUCAUUCAGAGUUUGAGACUUAUUAUCGCUAGUAAUGUAAAAGUUACAUUUGUUGGCUCCAUCAAUGACCAGUUGGUUCCUUUGUAUUCUUCAACAUGCUUAUUCGCACAUCAUCCAAACAUAUUUAAGGCAACCUUCAUCGACAAGGACUCCAAAACUCCUGAUUUUAUAACUCGCAUAGUGGGCAUCGCCAAUCACCUGAAUAACCUGGGAUAUGAUGAUCACGGAAUCAUAAAGGAAGUGAGUGGAUCACUGGCUGGCACCCUUACAGGCGGUGGACACUCCAAGAUUUACAACGAAGGACAGGUCUAUGAUUUGGGAAUCAAAUUCGCACUACAAACCUCUGAAUUACCAACUCCCCAAGCUGUUGCCUAUAAAACAUAUCAAGUUGAUGAGUUGGGCUCCAACCCUUACCAUUUGCCGUGGUGCAUGCGCGGCUUGCUUUAUGAAACAGGCCUCCACAUAGGCAGAGAGCAAAUAGUUGAUCUAUUUCAUGAGUUUGACGUUUGGGAGCCCGAAACAAAGCUGCUGAAAGACGUAAAGUACAGGCUCAGUGGUCUUCGGUCGAAACUCUAG